Molecule: messenger RNA, 2487 nt
Organism: Exophiala bonariae
Lineage: Eukaryota; Fungi; Ascomycota; Eurotiomycetes; Chaetothyriales; Herpotrichiellaceae
Exons: 1
Coding region: 1-2487 (828 amino acids)
Source: RefSeq, a predicted model, not a curated record
AUGGCGGCUACCGUUGGUCCCUUGCUCAACGGCAAUAUGCCAGUAGUGCGUCACUUGAAUGAGGCGCUCGAGUACGAGAAGAUCUUGAAACUACGCGAUGAGGUAUUCGCGGGUAAUCAUCCUCGACUGACAGUACCUGCGCAUGCUGUUCAGCAUCCUUCUGCUCAGUCUCAGUCUCAGUCCUCGUCCCAGUCUUACUUGAACAUUCCUCCCACAUACCCUCCCAGUGCCUCGCAGACCCAUUCUGCGAAUCUCCAGUCCAAGCGUGAAGAGGAAGCCACAAGAUCUCAGAAACAACUCAAUGGAGGAUUCACCACUUCCACUCAACCUGCCAGUAAUGUUUCUGAAUUUGACCCUGUUCUUUUGACCAAAUCAGAUGAUCUAGUCCGGGCUGAAACUCAAUUGAAAAGACAGCGCCUAGAAAAGGCCUUGAAAGACCAGUUCGAGCAGAAGAGAUUGGAUGCUCGCAAGAAGCCGGCCCCUGCAGAGGCAAAACCCGAUUUUGAUUUGCAGGCCAUGCUCACAAAAGCCUCUGAUAUUGUCAAACCCUCCUCAGCCAAGGAUGACGCCGACGCCUCAGACUCCCUGGAUGAGAAUUCCUUCUACUCUAGUAGAGCACCCGAUUCUGUUCAGGACGGGCCCAGCUCUUCAGGAGGAGAAGAAGACGGUGAAGCUGACCAAACAUCAGGUCCUCGUGUGAGUGCCGUUAUGGGAGAACCCCUUCAAAUGGACGACGACGCCGAUGCCCUAGCUUACAUCCGACAUUCACCACCCCGGAUCCCAGAUCCAAUUAAGCACAAUGUCCCCGUUGACCAUGCCAUCAUGGAUUUGGAUGAUGAAGAGGAGGAAGGAGAAUAUUCACCACCAGAGGCAACAGAGCAGUAUCCCACGAACAGCAAUACCCUUCCUGGAGCUAUGCAAGAUAGUCGAGAUCCACGAGGUCGCCCUUUGCGCAGAUACUCAGAAGCAGGUGACAACGGGAGGAGAGCCGCUUCUCCUGCUGAAGCCAAUAUGCGCAUUGUAAGAAACCAUAUCACAUCUCCCAUUGCCCCUCAACCAUCACGUGUGUCUCCUCUUGCUGUAGCUAAGGAUCAACCUUUUUCACAGAAUGGUCGUCAAAUGCGGACCCGUCGAGCACAACAGCAAGGUUCUCCACCUAGCCCAGAUGAUUCUCAGUCGUUGCCAGCCCGGAAGAAACGAAAAGUCGAAAGGCCAAGGAGGACUCGUCGAAAUGGUGGUCUCUCGCCAGAUGCUUUCAUUAAGGAAGAAAAUGUCUCGCCUCCACCAUUUCAUGACGUCCAGCCUCUUGGGUCUGGAAGACCGCGCCCUGCUGCUUCCGAGCGACCGAUCAUUGUCGAAGAUGACGAACCAGUUCAACAAAUUCGUUAUAUGCCACCACCCCCAACACGGUAUGUGGAAUCUCCCUUACGACCACUCCCACGACAAGUUGAGCAAUUGAUGCCCUUGAGUGAGCCUCGCGUAUCGUCCAGAGCCAGUAUGAGACCUGUUAGAGACGAUCAAGACUUGCGUCGUGUGGCCAGUCUGCACAACAUGCGAUCCGAGGCAACUCGAGACUAUGUAGAGCCAUACUACGAGUCUCCUCUUCGUGCCCGAGCAGCAUCUUACGCGAGAACUGGAAGUCCUGCACUCAUGGAAUCACCUCGACAACCCCGUGAUAUCCCGAUCGAGUACGACCAACCUCCACAGGAGGUGAGAGUGAUGCGAACACCAGCCCCAGUCUACCGCGAAGUGUACGAUGAUGGUGAGGGUGGCUACCGAUAUGCCGCGGAACCGAUGCCACCACCACCACCUCCUAUGGAGAGAAUAGUGGUUGAUCAAUAUGGCCGAAAAUUUCGAGAGAUCAUUGCGCCUGAGCGUCCUUCUGUGGCCCCCAGAGCAAUGUCGGUUCGACGAGGUGAGCCUGAACCACUUUACGAAAGUUAUCAAUCACCACGAGCAAGUUCAGUCUUUGUCGAUUCUGGUCCAGAACGAUCUUAUGCAGCAGAAAUGCCACCGCCGCAGAUCACCUACCGCCGUCUGGGGGAACCGGGUCGGAGCUCAGCUGUUCCUGUGUCCGCCACACGAGAAUAUCAUGAUCCUUCACAACUAGCUAGACCCUCCAGCGUUCAAGUUGUGGACCGGGCCUCUCGUCAACCCGUUUAUGCGGAUGAUCGGGCCGAGUUUCGAGAGCCGAUACGUAUGUCAAGUGUGAGACCCGUUGCAAGCAGAUACGAGGAAUCACGACCCGUGGAAAUGUUGACUCGUGGUCAAAGCGUGCGUCCCGCAGCUCGUGAAGGUAGCGUGUUUGUUGAUGAUAGGCCCCGGGUUCACCAGGAAUAUCUUCCCAUAGAACAGCCGAGAUAUCGCGCGGUGGAGCCGGAGAAGCGAUUUUUCGAUGCACAAGGAAGAGAGGUCAUUAUGCCUAUGAUGGACACCCUUGUGGAUGCCCCUAUGGAUGGCAGGCAUAGAGUGAUGGAGAGAUAUUGA